GUGAGUUUACAUCUUUAGGUCGAAGUUUCUUUUAGGUCAAAAUUCCAAUAUGGCGUCAGCAAUGGAUAUCGACGAUGAGGAGAUUGAUUUACCCACUUCCAGUAGUGGUAAAGGGGAGAAAAAACGAUUUGAAGUAAAGAAGUGGAAUGCUGUGGCUCUCUGGGCUUGGGAUAUCGUAGUAGAUAAUUGUGCAAUCUGCCGCAAUCAUAUAAUGGAUCUGUGUAUCGAAUGUCAAGCCAAUCAAGCCUCUGCCACCAGUGAAGAGUGCACAGUAGCUUGGGGUGUUUGUAACCAUGCAUUCCAUUUCCAUUGCAUCUCCCGCUGGCUGAAGACUCGCCAGGUUUGCCCACUCGACAAUCGCGAAUGGGAGUUCCAAAAGUAUGGUCACUAACUGGAUGUUCUCAACUGCCAAGGACAUCAGAACCGUCGAAAAUUAAAAAACCAACAGCUGUUUAAAUUGUAAUGAAGACUCAAAUUUUCCUUUAUUAAAAGCAAUCUAUGCAGCAUUUAGAUUCUUCUUCAAGGUUCAUAGCCCUAGCAGUUUUUCCUAAUCACAUUAAGAAACGCUUGUCUGUCAGAUUGUGUAUUAAUUUGAUAAUUUCGACACUUAGACUCGUCUGCAAAGAACUUUAAUAUUAAUAAUUUUAGCUAAUAUUAAAGUCACAGCGCGAUAUCUACAUGCGUAACUUAUAAUUGUAAGAUUCGAAAUAAAUGAGAUACUCUAAGAAAAA
Molecule: messenger RNA, 731 nt
Organism: Cephus cinctus (wheat stem sawfly)
Lineage: Eukaryota; Metazoa; Arthropoda; Insecta; Hymenoptera; Cephidae
Gene: Roc1a
Product: RING-box protein 1A
Exons: 5
Coding region: 50-391 (113 amino acids)
Biological process (GO): ubiquitin-dependent protein catabolic process; protein ubiquitination
Cellular component (GO): nucleus; cullin-RING ubiquitin ligase complex
Molecular function (GO): ubiquitin protein ligase activity; cullin family protein binding; zinc ion binding
Source: RefSeq, a predicted model, not a curated record